Messenger RNA from Hemibagrus wyckioides, 4121 nucleotides. RefSeq names its product WAS/WASL interacting protein family, member 1b (gene wipf1b). The coding region runs from base 449 to 1876 and encodes 475 amino acids. Lineage: Eukaryota; Metazoa; Chordata; Actinopteri; Siluriformes; Bagridae. The transcript is spliced from 8 exons. The record is from RefSeq and is a predicted model, not a curated record. Gene Ontology annotation, molecular function: actin binding.
CACGCACACACACACAGCUUCCGCUUUAUUCUCAAGCGUGUUGCCGACCCUCUAAACUUGUUUUUUGUUUUGUUCUUUUAAUCUUUCUGUGUGUGUGUGUGUGUGUGUGAAGCAGUUUCAGCAUCGAAGCGGAAACGGUGUUUGUGUGUGGCGUGUGCGCGCAUGCGAAUGUGCGCGUGAGUGUGUGUGUGUGCGCGUGUGUUUUUUUGCGGGAAGGAGUGGCUCCCGCAACCGUUUCAGCUCUUCAUACAGAUGUCAAACGAGCCUCAAAUGGACUCUACCACGUUUUUGUGAGGAUUUAUCUCUUUGUCGAAGAAGAAGAAGGGCUUUAAAAAAAAUAAUAAAAAAGAAAAGAAACCGGGCCGGGAAAAAAAACUGGUUGCAGAUGUUUGAUUCCCCUUUUUCCCUCUGCUUGCUGUAAGAGGAGGAGAGACACUGAGGAGAGACCAUGCCGGUUCCACCACCACCCCCUCCCCCACCCCCGACCCUGGCUCUGGCCAACACGGAGAAGCCCACCCUGAACAGGUCUGAGCAGCAGGGCAGGAAUGCGCUACUGUCCGACAUCUCCAAAGGAGCCCGACUCAAAAAGACAGUUACCAAUGACCGCAGUGCACCAGUACUGGAGAAGCCCAAAGGAGGUGGAGGAGGAGGUGGUGGAGGAGGAGGAGGAGGUGGUGGAGGAGGAGGAGGGGGCGGGUUUGGAGGUGGAGCUCCGGGUGGAUUUGGAGGACUGUUUCAAGAUGGUAUGCCAAAGCUGCGGUCCACUAGGGAUGACUCUGGUGGCGUUCGAUCCCCCAUCCUCCCUCCUGGAGCCCGUAGUUCUGGUCCACGUCCUUUUAUGGGCGGUGCUAGCUCCACCCCACGUUUCCCUGGCCAGCGUAAUGGCCCUUCUGAAUCUCCACGUCCUCGAAUGACUCCUCCACGCUCUGAAACCCCCGGAGGUCCUCCUCCACCCGUUCCUAACACCCCACGGCCCAAUCAGAGCAGUGUACAGAACAGAGGACCUCCCCCUCUGCCAGGUGGACUCCGGUCUACACCAACCCCGCCCCCUCCGAACCUGUCUGGAAGACAGGCAGCACCUCCACCUGUUCCAGGCGGACGUCCCUACUCCAGCUCUGCAGCCCCACCUCCUGUGCCUCAUUCCAGCCGCCCUCCUCUUCCCCCAGCUCCUAGUCGAGGAGACGACCGCCCACCACCUGUUCCACCUGGUAACCGCCCAUCCAUGGCCCUCCCACGGGACAACCCGCCUCCUCCACCUCCUCCAUCUGCCAACAGCAAGCCGCCUCCACCUCCUUCCUCAUCUCGUGGGCCUGCAAGCUCCGCUCCUCCACUGCCACCAGGAAGACCGAAGCCCAGUGACGAAAACACGCCACGUCUUCCUCAGAGGCAUCUGUCACUCACUCCCCAUUCUCAGUCCCCUCCUACACCUGGGAGGUCAGGCCCACUUCCUCCGCCUCCCUCUGAGAGACCGCCCCCUUUGGGCCGGAAUCCGUCCGCACGAUCCGGUCCACUCCCACCUCCACCACCUUCCGGGCGACCAGGAAGCGGAGGCGUGCGGCCAUCUGCAGCCCCGCCUCCUCCGAACAGACUAGGGUCAGAGCCUCCUCGUGCCGGCAACAGACCGCCCCUCCCUCCUGACCGCCCCACUUCUGGAGGACCGCCCCCUCCUCCUCCACCAAUGGGCAACGGGUAUCACAGUCAGGAUGCAGAUGAGUGGGAGGCGCGCUUCAGUUUCCGACCCGUCUCAGAUUUCCCGCCUCCAGAGCCGUACAUCCCGUUUCAGAAAGUAUACCCCAGCAAACUGGCCAGAAGUGAAGGCAGAGGUUCAACGAAAAAGGAGCGAGGCGCACCCCCGUUGCCUCCCAUUCCCAGAUGAAGGAAGUGGACUGGACUCUCAGGGACACCAUGCCUCUUCCUCUGUAUUUUGUUCUUCAUUAUUAUUUUCCAAAAACAUUCUUAUAUUUUUUUGCAUGUCAGGCUCUUCCUUGCUGUUUUAUUUUUUUCCUUCUCUCGGACAUAUUAUGCCAUAGGUUCUUUACGACGAGGUCACAUAAGUGUCAAUAGUUUUAUACGAUCGUACACACGACACACGGAGGAAAGACCAGGCGGUUCCUACCCUGUUCACAUUGCUGGGCCAAUGUUUGAUAUCUCUUCAUGUUUCCAGUGGCUGGGAAAUGGACUCAUACUCGUAGAACCAAUGAAUGAUCUGACCAGGCACCAGAAAUGGGGUUCUGCUGCUUUACAAAAAAGUCUACCACAAAGCCUUCCUGUACCUAAUAUCCUUUCAUCCCUCACCUUUACUCUCUCUUCAUACUCGCUCUUUAUUAAAUGCCCCGCCCACUAAAUUUAUUCAUUGGGGAGCACUUGAUAUGUGGAGAAAUGUUAGGGUAUCGCCUUACUAGUUGUGUGUGUGUGUGUGUGUGUUGAAUACACAAGGCUCCAACGAUUAACACAAGUUCUCUUUUCCUUUAUUUUGUCUUUCUUUUUUAAUCACACUUAAAGGAAUAACGCAGCAUUUUGUCCAAGCUCAUCUCUAUCUUGAUCCACCAUGUGUGUAGAGUAUGUGCGAUUACCACAGUCUCAUUUUCUUGUAAAGGAAUAGAGUUUACUCAGAAAAAGAAAAAAAAAGAAAACGCUUACAAAUUACGUCUAAGGGUCAGUGAAUUCGGUCAGUAAAUAUUUAACUACAUGACUGUAUAAAAAAACUAUAACAAAACCUAUAACAAUAUAUUUAUAUUUAUCUACUUUCACAUCAAUGAAGUGUAAAUAUUUGCACUUCUAUGGUGAUUCACUCCUGGGAAAAUGUAAAUUAUUUCCUUUAAAAGAAAAACCCUAAAUGAUGCAAACGUCAUACCAAUUUGCUUGGAGUCUUCCUCGAAGGGUUCUACAGAAAGUUUAACAGCUUCCUUUAGACUUCCAUUAUCCGUGACACGAUCGCACAUACUCUCUCGCUGUGAUCCGCAGAGACGAGGUGGAAAAACUCCGGAGUAUUCUUUUUAAUCCAAUCCGUGCUGCCAUCUCGUUUCUGGGGAAAUUCGAGGUGCGAGCCUUGUGAGCCGAUCAACAUCUGCAAUACUCCGUUACUGAGCGUCGAAGCGAUUUGUGAUUUAUCGUAAUGAAGGAUGUGCCUUAUUAUGAUCUUUGUGUCUAAGUGUGUAAGGAUAUCUGUCUAGAAGAAACAAAGAAGACCACAGAGUGCCUAAAACCUUCCUCUCAAUGUUGCUUGUGUUCUCGUUCGUUUCUGUACGUUCAGUAUUAUUACGGCUGUUGUUUCAUUGACAAGAUGUGUUUAAAGCGUGCACUUUUUUUUGUAUGCACAUAUACAUAGACUAUACAUUCUAUACAAUAAUAAUAAUAAUAAUAAUAAUAAUAAUAAGCAAAGCCUCUUUUUGUGCCAUGAUUUGGCUAAAUCUAACGUGGGAAAUAAGCUUGUGUGUGAUGUACAUUAGCUUGGUUUAGGCUUACGAUAUUGAUAAGCACUUGUUUACAGGCCAUUUGGAUGGCGCGAGCUUUGACAGAAGGAUGAGAUGAAAGAAAGGAUGAGAAAGAAAGAAUGUGAGCUGCUUCCUGGGAUUAUGCAUAUGAGACUGAUCUAAAAAAAUAAAAUCUUCUAAUAAUCCUGAUUAUUUUGUCAGGUCCUGCAGUCUCAUCUGUGUAGAAUCUAGACAAAUUGUGUUGUGAUUUUUGUGGUGGUGUUUUUUUUUUAAUUGUUUUUCCAUGAAACUUUGUAUAUAAGCAAAAGUGCACAAAACGCUUGUCGCAAGAAGUCACAAAGCGAAGACCAAAAAUAGAGCUGAACCUCUGGGUGAGUGUAUGAAUGCUGAAAAGGUGAAGGUUUCUGUACUGUUUGAAGGCGGGUUUAUGGUUUCUGUCUUGAGUAUGUUUUGCACCCGUGCCGGUCAGCGACGCCUCGAUGAUGUCACGCUGACCGUGGCACAUGCAGCGGUACUUAGAGACUGUUUUUGUUUCCUUUUCCUUUUUUUUCCCCUCCCUCCAUUGUUUUUAUUUGUGUUGUUCAUUUUGUUGAUCUGUUACAGCUUCUCUGCUUGUGCCUUCUUAUUUUUGUGUGGAACAUGAAAGCGUGUUUAAGAGGUUUUCUAAAUAAAUGAAGUUGAAGUGAA